Messenger RNA from Iphiclides podalirius (scarce swallowtail), 561 nucleotides. Lineage: Eukaryota; Metazoa; Arthropoda; Insecta; Lepidoptera; Papilionidae. The record is from the annotation of a GenBank genome assembly.
AUGUUCAUCUCUCUUUCAUUUGGCCGCUGGUCGCUGUCCUCACCGGACGCGGUUUAUUUGUUUCGCGCCAAAAUAUGCGAAAAAAUGGAGGAUAAUCGUACCCGACGAGCUAAGCGGAAUCCACAGGCCCGAUAUUUAACACCUCAAAGCACGAACAACAUGGACAGUCCUGAAGAAAACAUCGUCGCCAUAUCAAACGAAACCACAGUCGCCGUUACCAGUGAGGAGACCGUUACCUCGAUUCGUGUCCCCUCUGCUUCUCCAACUCCUGGACCUUCAACUGAAAGCAACCUGAAGCGUAAACUACCAAGAGUCAAGGUAGAGAAAACACCAAAAUCAAAUAAAAGUACGAUGUGUGACUAUUGCGGUGUUCACUACUCCCAACUGGCACUUAGGAACGGAGCUGUAUGGGUAGAGUGCAUGAGCUGCGGCAAAUGGUACCACCAAGAAUGUAUGAUGACAGUGAUUGGGCUGCUGAAUAGACUUGUCACCAUAUUGCCACAUAUGGUAUCACCAAAUUGCCCCCGUAUCUCCAUAUUGCCAACACCAAAAAGAUUUGUU